This is a messenger RNA of Helicoverpa armigera (cotton bollworm), 1133 nucleotides long. RefSeq lists its product as uncharacterized. Lineage: Eukaryota; Metazoa; Arthropoda; Insecta; Lepidoptera; Noctuidae. The transcript is spliced from 5 exons. Bases 181 to 1080 code for a protein of 299 amino acids. The record is from RefSeq and is a predicted model, not a curated record.
AAGCCAAACGUUAAAAGCAACAAACUGUCAAAGCAACCGUCACUAUGCCACCAUAUUAUACAUUUGGUUAUUUUUUAUUAAAUUAUAAAUUCAAUUAAAAGACCUAAACAUGCUAAACAGGCAUAAAUAGAUUUAAGAAAUUUAAAUGAAACAAAAGUAAUCAUUCUCGGCUGCCCCAGUAUGUCCGCGUUGUCAAGUUUGUUCAGAUUAUUUACAGCGAAACAGAGUUUUAGAAAACCGCAAGUCGCGCUCAGCUGCCUCUGCAGCCCCCGGAGAGCCCACACUGACAAACAAGAUGUGAAUUCAAAGCAUGCUGUGGUCAGCUCUAAGGUGCAGGGCACCGAGAAUGAGGACCGCGUGAGAGUGCGUCGCGCGCGGCCAGCCGACGUGCCUCGAGUGCUGCGGUUCGUGCGCGAGCAUGCCAAAGCUGCGUGGCCUGGAGUCGUCGCACCCCCGUCUGCCUCACACCUCGUGCUGUGCGAUUACGUCGCUAGGGCAUUGGCACAAGGUCACUCCAUGCUAGCUGAGCAGCAGGAGACCCGGCGCGGCUGGUCGCAGAUCCGCGGCCUGGCGCUGGGCAUGUCGGUGUGCCCGUGGGACGCCAGCCUGCUGGAGCGGUGGGCGCGCUGCGUGCGAUGCUCGCGCUCGCGCCGCCUCAUGCACUUCACGGCGCACUGCCUGCGUGCGCCCGCCCUGCACGACAAGUACCACGUGCAUAACAUAUUGCAGGUCAUCCUCAUAGUUCCUCGCGAGUCUCCGAAAAACACGGAGAUAGUUCACGUCUUGGUUAAAAACGCUAUACAGAGGGGUCGCGAUGUCGGCUUCCCAGUCUUGCGGUUUGACGUAACUGAUGACGCUGUUGCAAAUGCCAUCGAGGAACUGAAACUGCAGAAAGAAUGGCAGCUGACUUAUGAUGUUAUAUCCGACGCACUGAGAGACAAAAGAACUCGUAUUACUGAAACAAUGCCCACACUCAAAGGACACAUCACUCCCAAAGCUAGUAACUUCAUCUCCGUGUACACCGCUCAUACAGACAAGAAUAUAGAAAAUGAUUUAAGCACUGAAACCAAGAAUAAGUAGAACGUAUAAUGGCGGCUUAAUGACGGCUGCAAAGUAAACACUUUUUGAUAUAA